Molecule: messenger RNA, 1446 nt
Organism: Ananas comosus (pineapple)
Lineage: Eukaryota; Viridiplantae; Streptophyta; Magnoliopsida; Poales; Bromeliaceae
Exons: 2
Coding region: 352-1251 (299 amino acids)
Molecular function (GO): acyltransferase activity, transferring groups other than amino-acyl groups
Source: RefSeq, a predicted model, not a curated record
GAUCAACCACGGCCCUCUUGUGAUAGAUGGUAGAAACUCGAAACUCCAAAUAUACAGAAAAUUCUUACGCACCAACGUUUGCGGAGAAUCGAUACCCAGUGAAAAAUAGCAUCUCCCUUUGGUUACUCUAAUAACUGAUUCCUCUCUUUCCUUGAACCAUAAGAAGAACUCAUCAGAAAGAGAAUAACUUAAAGCAGCCGUAGUGAACAUUUGAAUUCACCUAAUUUUCUUUUUAAAAAAGAAAACUAAAUAGUAAAUAACCCAACCCUUCAUUAUCCUCCUCCCAUUCAAAAUGGACCCCCACUCCUCCUCCUCUUCCUCCCGUCCCACUCCUCCCUCUAUAACCCUUCCAUGGCGUCCUCCCCCACCUCCCUCUCCCUCUCGUUGGACUCCACCCUCCACCCCAUCCUCUCUCGCCAUCACAACCCUCGCCAUUCUCAUCGCCCCUUCUCCCUCUCCAAACCCUACGCUUUCGCUCGCUCUCUCCUCCGCCGCCGCCGCUCCUCUCUCCCCGCCCCUCCCGUCGCCGCCGACUCCUCCCUCGGCGGCGGCGGCGGCGGGGGAUGCUUCCUCGACCUCGACGCCCCGGAGCGGCUCCGCGUGCUCGAAGAGUUCCGCUACGAGCACGAGUUCGAGCACGGGUCGCUGCUGAUCCGGGCCAUGAACGAGUCCGAGCUCGACGCCGCCGUCGAACUCCUCGCCGAGUCGUUCAGCGAGUCCAUGUGGGCGCCGCCGCGCUACACGCAGCUCCUCGCCUUCCUGGUGAAGCAGUACGUGGUGGAGCGGCGCCGCCUCGUCCCCCACGCGGUGGUGCUCGUGGGCCUGUACACGAGCAAGAAGGGCGCGGAGGAGGCGGAGCUCGCGUGCACCGCCGAGGUCUCCUUCGACGCCGUCGGCGCCAUCGCGGCUCCCCCGACGCCGCCGCCCCCGCCCGAUUGCCCCUACAUCUGCAACAUGACUGUGAAAAAGUCGCUUAGAAGGAGGGGAAUUGGAAAGCAACUCCUGAAAGCGUGUGAGGAGCUGAUAAUCCGAAUGGGAGCUAAAAGAACUGUAUAUCUCCACUGCAGAAUGGUCGACAAAGUUCCAUUUAAGAUGUAUAAAAAAGCUGGUUACGAGGUUGUCCGAACUGACAGUAUCUUAGUUUGGCUGAGUGUUCAGCGGCGCAAGUACUUAAUGCGCAAACAACUACCAGAAUCACCUUGUGAUAGUCAAUGUAAUGCAACAUAUUUUAGCGAUCAAUCCGUCGCAUAACUUUCAUAUUUCACGUUGUAUCAUACUCGCAUCUUAGUUUGCUGGGGGUCAUGUUCAUCUCCUGAUAUUCAAAAGGGUGACAAGAUUAUCCUGUCGUAACUGUAAAAUAGAUAGAUUUAUUUGACAUCAAAAUAAUACAUUCCGGUCAGUGCAAAUCUAUGUUCGUGCUAUUUUAAUUGCCAUAGUUUGAGCUAA